Messenger RNA from Chlamydomonas reinhardtii, 3100 nucleotides. RefSeq lists its product as uncharacterized. The coding region runs from base 97 to 489 and encodes 130 amino acids. The transcript is spliced from 4 exons. The record is from RefSeq and is a predicted model, not a curated record. NCBI's taxonomy places the organism in Eukaryota, Viridiplantae, Chlorophyta, Chlorophyceae, Chlamydomonadales, Chlamydomonadaceae.
CUUGUCUGCGUCAUUCCCUCUUUAUCCUACCGCUGACACGCCUCGGCCUUUUCACUGUGCCCUGCCCUUUCCUACUUUGCCUUUCCUCUUUACCACAUGUCACGCUUCUGGCCUGACAUUCCCUGCCUGGUGUCGGGGCUGCUUUCCUGGUCGCCAGUUGCUGGGCGACAGCGCAUCUAUGAGGCUUUGGGCCAUCUCCCGCCUGUGAGAGCGGGCCAGUUACCGCAGCAGCAGCCGCAGCAGCAGCCGCAGCAGCAGCCGCAGCAGCAGCAGCAGCAGCAGCAGCAGCAGCAGCAGCAACAACAACAUGCUCAAAUACAGACGGACACCCAACAAGCGAUUGACACGGCAGUGAUCGACUUGUGGGGUCGCUUCAAAGCAUUCACCGCACUGGGAGUGCCGCGGAAGGGCUGGGAUCAAGUGGGCGCGCAGCAUCCCUUCCUGAGAGUAGCAAACGGCCAGUUGCGCUAUCACACAGGGGCGCAGUGACAUAGUGAAGUCGGCACGACGCUCCAGCGACAAUCAUUUGGUCCAGCCCUCCGAGUUCUCUCCAGCUCCGUCGUCGGAGCCAAUGCCAACAUAUGUAUGCUAUGAAUCUGAAGGUGCACAUGGCAAACAGCCACGAGCGCGAAAGGGGCAAGUGAAGUGCAGAAAUUUGACUCGUUUAUCGGUUUGACAGCUGCAACUUGCAAUCCUUUCCCCAUUUAAGAUGUUUAUAUUGCUUGCCUCGAAUAGUGAAUUUUGUCUACUUUGACACUUUGACUGCCACCUUGGCCGCGGAAGUUCGUCAGCGAGCUGGUGAGCGACCGCGGCGAUCAGGUCACCAACACCAGCUAGCGGGAGCAUGUAAGCGACGCAUACAACUCGAUGGUGUAAUCGUUAUCUAUUGCAUUUAACAGCGCCCUGGAAGAGGGCCUGUAAAAGAAAAUAAAUGUUUGCUCUCACCACCAGGGGCCACGUGAGUGAGUGCAGCAGUCCAGCCACGCAGCCGUUUGGCCCAGCUAUUGCUUAUAGACAUAUAGCGACUGCCGUUGUAUGGUUGGCAUGAGCUGGAGCUUGCUGAGGUACAGCGGUUGCCGACUUGUCGCCACUGGUGCAGUCUGCAGGCUGGACUCGACACGCCAACUUGCUGUGGCUGCUUCCGCUUGCGCUCCCAAAGCCUGUCGUUCACAUGUGGUGCAAAUAAAGUGUCAUCAGCAUGGCUGCACAUUACUUGACAGCCUGCAUGAUACCAGCAGGCCCUGACCCGCUAGGGGGGAGGGGAGGUUCUCCUGAAAUGACGAGCCACUUGAUGGGCUGUAAGGGCUGGCACACUGGCUGCCAGCUCACGGUUGCAUCACAAACAUGUUAGGCAACAUGUACAUGUGAAGAUGUGAAAGAGUUCCACACAGGGCUGAGAGUGCCAGGCAGUGUGUGUGGAUGGCUGCAAGGCACCCCAUAGCGGCACCCCCCUGUGUCGGGACAAGGGGACUGAGUGGUAUGUGCUCGUCUACCAUGCAUGCCAUGCCAAUGUGCACCACAUCACAGCACAGUACAAGACUCAGGUAUACCUGGCAAGUGAGAAGCCCCAGUGGUGUGUGUGUAUGUGGUACCACGGAAGCGCUAUACCUUCUGCAUGCCUGUGUGUGCUGUGGCAAGUAAGCAGUGGGAUGCGCAAAGUCAUUGCUGCGUGCCCAAAUCUCAUCACGGUCACCCACACGUGGUUCCAACAAUUAUUCUAGCUUUAAUUAUGCUAUUUAUGCUGUGCGAACCAUUUCUGACAUGUCACACUUUCCAAACCCCUCAAAACCCCCAAAACCCCCUCUUAGGGCGACCCUGGUGCCAGGGGCCACGUGAGUGAGUGCAGCAGUCCAGCCACGCAGCCGUUUGGCCCAGCUAUUGCUUAUAGACAUAUAGCGACUGCCGUUGUAUGGUUGGCAUGAGCUGGAGCUUGCUGAGGUACAGCGGUUGCCGACUUGUCGCCACUGGUGCAGUCUGCAGGCUGGACUCGACACGCCAACUUGCUGUGGCUGCUUCCGCUUGCGCUCCCAAAGCCUGUCGUUCACAUGUGGUGCAAAUAAAGUGUCAUCAGCAUGGCUGCACAUUACUUGACAGCCUGCAUGAUACCAGCAGGCCCUGACCCGCUAGGGGGGAGGGGAGGUUCUCCUGAAAUGACGAGCCACUUGAUGGGCUGUAAGGGCUGGCACACUGGCUGCCAGCUCACGGUUGCAUCACAAACAUGUUAGGCAACAUGUACAUGUGAAGAUGUGAAAGAGUUCCACACAGGGCUGAGAGUGCCAGGCAGUGUGUGUGGAUGGCUGCAAGGCACCCCAUAGCGGCACCCCCCUGUGUCGGGACAAGGGGACUGAGUGGUAUGUGCUCGUCUACCAUGCAUGCCAUGCCAAUGUGCACCACAUCACAGCACAGUACAAGACUCAGGUAUACCUGGCAAGUGAGAAGCCCCAGUGGUGUGUGUGUAUGUGGUACCACGGAAGCGCUAUACCUUCUGCAUGCCUGUGUGUGCUGUGGCAAGUAAGCAGUGGGAUGCGCAAAGUCAUUGCUGCGUGCCCAAAUCUCAUCACGGUCACCCACACGUGGUUCCAACAAUUAUUCUAGCUUUAAUUAUGCUAUUUAUGCUGUGCGAACCAUUUCUGACAUGUCACACUUUCCAAACCCCUCAAAACCCCCAAAACCCCCUCUUAGGGUUUUGGGUUUUAGGGUUUGGAUGGGACCCCUUCUGAAUGCGUGCAGUGCGGUAUUUUGCUGUCUAGGAUCCGUGGAGAGGACGAGGCUCCGUUCCAGCCGCUGGGGCGGACCAGGGAGGGGCAGGAGUCCUGGCCGUGGCCACGAGGGCCCCCUCCCACUGCCUGUUCUACCAAAGUUUGCUGCCCCCUUCGCACUGUCCACCUGGAACGUGCAUACGUUUGCUAGGCAUUGCAAACACUGUGAUGCCUGACCAGCGGAGCCCUAGCACUCACCCUUCGAAGGACGACGAGGCCGGCGCGGCGCCCCCCUGUGGCGGCGGAGCGGGCCAACGGUCGACCCGAGCCCCUUGGACAUUGGGCUGGCUGGCCCUGUAGUGGAUUUUGCAGCCGGUGUCAUGCUGUAAGUUCUUUUCAAU